AUGAAUGAGACAUUUAGCAGAGACACGCGCACACGGCUCCCUUUAAUUCACUCAGACUGAACCGGACAGUGAAUCAAGCAGCAGUUAUUCCGCCUCGGAUGAAGGAGACAUCACUGACCAGACGUGUGCGAGUGGCUUAGGCUGCAGAAGGGCUACAAUCUUCUGAUUGAUUUUACUUAGAUUUUAGAUUUUGGUUGUGCAUCUUUACCCAUUUGAGACCUUAUUUAUCAAAUCGAGUUCUGCUCAUCACCAAUAUGGACACCAUAUUGGACAGUUUCGCCUCGGACAAACUUUUCCCAAAUCCCAACCUGUUGGACCUGGAGGACCUGAACGAGUCCGACUUUCUCACUAAUGUGCACUUCUCGGAGCAGAUGGAGGAUUUCUCCAAUGAGCUCUUCAACAGUUUUUUUGAUGAUCACCUGCUAGCUGAGAGGACACCACUGCUAGACAUGGAGCUUGAGCCGCCGAACCCCGACAUCCAGCAGGAGCACAGCUACUCCCUCAGCGGGGACUCAGCUCCUCAGAGCCCCUCCAUGCCCAUCAAAUCAGACGACGAUGCAGAGGGCAUGUGGGCAUUCAGUCAGGACUUGACUGCCAUCCUGGUAAAACAGGAACCCAACCUCCUGUCUGAGCCAUCCCCCGGACCAGCGGCCACCAUGCCCACUUCCAGCAGUGCCACCCAGCCUAUCACCCUUAACCCGCCACCACAGAGACGCCACAAUCACGACAAGGUGGGCCGAGAACAGAGCUCAAACACGGUACCUACAAUCAAAGCAGAACCCAGAGAGGUCAACCAGUUCCUCAGUGUCCCCACAGAGGAGCACCUGCAGCUCCCACCGACUCCUCCCAGCAGCCACGGCAGCGACAGCGACGGAUCACAGAGUCCUCAUUCGCUGCCUCCAUCCAGCCCAGCUCGCAUGCAGAGUCCCCAUUCACUGGCGCCCUCGAGCCCCGCCCGCAUGCAGAGUCCUCAUUCGCUAGCACCUUCCAGCCCCGCCCGCCAUCCGGCUCGCUCCUCCACAGCCAUCUCAUCAUCUCCACUGCUCACUGCUCCACACAAGUUACAGGGCACCUCAGGUCCACUGAUGCUCACAGAAGAGGAGAAGCGGACACUGAUGGCUGAAGGUUACCCCGUCCCUAACAAACUCCCGCUGACCAAAACGGAGGAGAAAGCCCUGAAACGAGUUCGCAGGAAAAUCAAAAACAAGAUCUCAGCACAGGAGAGCCGGCGCAAGAAGAAGGAGUAUGUGGAGUGUCUGGAGAAAAAGGUGGAGAACUACACUUCUGAGAACAAUGAACUCUGGAAGAAGGUGGAGACACUCGAAAGUGCAAACAGGUCUCUGCUGCAGCAGUUACAGAAGCUUCAGGCUCUGGUCAGUGGCAAAGUGCCUCGUUCCUGUAAGAUGGCCUCUACACAGACUGGGACCUGUCUCAUGGUGGUGGCGCUGUGUUUUGUGCUGGUUUUGGGUUCGCUGGCUCCCUGCCUGCCUGAGCUCUCGCUCUACUCUUCUUCUUCCUCCUCAUCCUCACCAUCACACACGGUGAAGUCUGGCCCGCUUCCCGCGACUCACCUCUACACCACCAGCCAGGUCCGCUCCCGCAGCCUGCUCUUCUAUGAGGAGGGUUCCCCGCUGGAGAACAGCCACAGGAGCAUGCUGAGUGUAAAGAGGGGGGAGGGGGCGCCACACCAAUACACACAGGACCUGAAAGAGACCCACAAGCAGACACACACUCACAUCAGCACCUACCUGAACCCAGCACAGUCCGACAAGAACAGCAGUGGCACCCCCCUCCUCCACCGAGAACCACACUACCAUACACGAGAGCAUGAUCCUGAUGGAGGGGCUGAAUAUUUCUAACCCCUCUGAGCGGAGCUGCCUACACCCCGCAGGCCUCCGCUGACCUUUGACCCCACAUCAUCCAGGCCCUACUCCCAGUGGCGCUCCCUAGUGUUACCACUCUUUCCCUCUACGAAACCGAGACGUCAUACACCACUCUCAGACACAUAGCCUGAACACACCAACGUGCAGAAAGAAGACCGAGAGAUAAAAAUAGGAUGAGAGCAGACAGAGAAGAGAAGAGCGAACGGAAAAAUGAUGCGGACUGAUUGAGGGAGAAAGUGAGAAAAGCUUCUCUCUAAAUCCCCAACAAACUGGUCUUCUUCCUGCCAAGAUUUCUCUUCCUUUCUGUUCCCUUUACUAAAAACCCCAGCAGUACUGGUGUAUUAACAGGUGCCUGGUGUUCUGAGUAUUCACUUCUUUUUUUCACUUUCACAAUAGAGAUCAUUUAAUGUGCCAGAAGUGUUAAACUAAACCACAAGCUCUUGGUCCAACUUCUUCUGCAGUCCUUUAUGAUGGGCGUGAGUGGCUAAGGCUCCCACACCAAUUUCCAACAGACAUUUUUACCUCCUCUAAACAUCUCCCACUCGUAUACAAUCAGUCCAACCAGAAACGUGACACUUAGCGACUUUGAUUUAGUUUUAACAGACGUAUUGCAGACGUAAUUACUUCAACAUUUAGGUUUUAAAACUGAAUAUUAUGCCUGUGGGCUGUCAUGUUUAAUACUCCUGGCACUAAAUGACGCACAUACUUUAUUUAAAAGCAGUGUAUUCUUCUUUCUUUCUUUCUUUCUUUCUUUUUUUUUGAUCACUAUAACACAAGAACAGUUGAUGCAUUGAGUUAACGCUGGACUGCACUUGUUUUGCACUAGGAAAACUAAUUGAUUUAAGUGCCUUCAAGUUGUUGUUUUUUUUUUCCAUGUAGUCAUAUUUAAGAUUUACUAUUUUCUUAACCUCCAGUCUUCUCUCGUAGAUUCUUUUAGCUUACUGAGAAAUAAUAAAGGUAUUUUUAUUUUUGUUUUCUUUUUUGUACUAUUUUGAAAUCUAGAUGCAUUUGUACUGAAUUUAAAGUAUCCAUAAUAUAUUCUAGUAUUGUCAGCAUUCCAAAAAGAGCAUAUUUAUUUUAUGCACACAAAAAAAAGAAAAGUGAAAAGUUUUGUUCUUUUUUUUUUUUUUAAUAUUUGCUAUAGAUGAUGUAAAAUUUACAUGAUCUUUUUUUUGUCAUAACUGUUAAACAGUUUUUUGUGUUAUCUUUAUUCUGUAUAAAGAAAAGAAAGUUUUGUAUAUAGGGUGGUUGGAACAAGGACAAUCAGCAGUAAUGCCAUCAGAUUAGUUAGAAAAUCUCCUUUCUUUCAUGCAGAAUAUUAUUCUUUUGUAAAAAAAAAAAAAAAAUACAGUUUUACUAGAUUCUGACGUACAAAUACGCAGAUAAAUACCUUACGUUACACGCACGAGAAUCUGGAUAUCAUGGAAGUGAAGACAUUUCAAAUGUAGAGUCGUGUAAAAUUCAUUUUAGUUCAAUCUUGACUUCGUGUACAUAACUUCAGUCAUCCACAUGAGCUGUGAUUCUUGUUAAAUUUAAAAAAAAAAAAAAAAUGUAUGUUACAUGUAAUGUCACUAUUGUCCAGUGCAAUGCACAGUUCCAGAUCUGAACACUUUAAAUGGUUUUGUAUUUGGUCAUGGUGAUGAUGAUGAGAUGAACCACAUCAAGCUGCUGUCCCUGAGGUGAUUUUGUUGUGUUUUCUGCUCGGUAGUUUAUUGAAUCGGUUCAACUGUGUUCGACUUGUCUCGUCUAAUUGUAAGAAAAUAUCAAAGUGUAGAUUAUACUGUAAUUAGACAGUAUGACGGUAUAACAUAAUCACAACUUUCUGUCUCCAUAACUCAGUUAGUCCAUAAGGGCUAAAGUCUGGAUCAACACUUCUCAAGAUCUUGGCUCAGAGUCGACUUCCAGAACUCGAGCUAGGAUUAGUCUCUAGAAAACGUGGAGGAAAUGCUUUAAGAACUCUCAGUGUAAUUAUUGUUGGUAACGCCUGUGUCCUCAUCCUUUUUGUUGCCUUUUGUACAUAUGACACUGAUUUUCAAUUCUAUCUGUAAAUAUGGAGGAUGUAUUUUUAUAUUUCUGAUGCGCUUUGGUAUUCACUAGGCGCCUGGGUGGGGGUUGUGGACCCGAUGCUGAACGUUUCGCUUUCUUGCUGCAUGUUUCUCUCUGUGCUUCAAACUUCUGUCUGUUUCUGUCUAUAUUAUACCAAAGUAGAGUUAGAAUGAAGCAAAAUACAAAAAUUUGCAGAAGCAAA
Messenger RNA from Hemibagrus wyckioides, 4131 nucleotides. It is a transcript of the gene creb3l1, whose product is annotated as cAMP responsive element binding protein 3-like 1. Gene Ontology annotation, biological process: regulation of transcription by RNA polymerase II. NCBI's taxonomy places the organism in Eukaryota, Metazoa, Chordata, Actinopteri, Siluriformes, Bagridae. The coding region runs from base 255 to 1859 and encodes 534 amino acids. The record is from RefSeq and is a predicted model, not a curated record. The transcript has 12 exons. Gene Ontology annotation, molecular function: cAMP response element binding; DNA-binding transcription factor activity, RNA polymerase II-specific.